CCAGUCGGGCGGCGGCGGAGCGGCGGCGGCAUGGCGAGCUGCCGGCGGCUGAGCGGCGCGGGGCUGCGGGAGGUGCUGGGCCCGGCGCAGGGGCUGCUCUUCGACUGCGACGGCGUGCUGUGGGCGGGCGAGCGGGCCGUGCCCGGCGCCCCGGAGCUGCUGGAGCGGCUGCAGCGCUGCGGCAAGGCCGCCCUCUUCGUCAGCAACAACAGCCGCCGCUCGGUGGCCGAGCUGGAGCUGCGCUUCAGCCGCCUGGGCUUCCGCGGGGUGCGGGCCGAGCACGUCUUCAGCUCGGCGCUGUGCUCCGCGCUCUUCCUGCGGCAGCGCCUCGGAGGAGGAGGAGAUGGAGGAGGCGGAGAUGGCGGCGGCCUCGUCUUCGUGCUGGGCGGCGAGGGGCUGCGCGGCGAGGUGCGGGCCGCCGGCCUGCGCCUGGCGGGCGAGGGGGAGCCGGGGGGCGAGGCGGUGCGGGCCGUGCUGGUGGGCUACGACGAGAACUUCACCUUCGGCAAGCUGGCGCAGGCCUGCGGCUACCUGCGAGACCCCCGCUGCCUGCUGGUGGCCACCGACCCCGACCCCUGGCACCCGCUCAGCGACGGCCGGCGGACGCCCGGGACUGGCAGUCUCACAGCUGCGGUGGAAACGGCCUCGGGCCGCAAGGCGCUGGUGGUGGGCAAGCCCAACACCUACAUGUUCGAGUGCAUCGUGGAGCGCUUCGGCGUCGACCCGUCCCGCACCCUCAUGGUGGGGGACCGCCUGGAGACGGAUAUCCUCUUCGGCAAGAACUGCGGGCUCUCCACCAUCCUCACCCUGACGGGUGUCUCCCGCCUCGAAGAGGCGCAGGCCUACAUGGCCAGCGACAGUGCCGCCGCCAAGGAUAUGGUGCCCCAUUACUACGUGGACAGCAUUGCAGACUUGAUACCGGGCCUGGAUGAGUAGCAGUCUUUACACGCGAGGGCAGAGGGGUCGGGUUCCCCAUCCCAGAUCUCCAUCUGUUCCCAUUUCUCUCACACCGCCGUAUUCCCUCAAUUCCCCGUUUCUUCACAUUCCGGUACCCUUCUCUGGGGGCAGAAGGAGGGAGGGCUCAAGUUGCCUCCUUUCUGCUGAGAGCUGUCUGUGAUGGACAGAGUCCUCUCCCUCAUGUGCGAGCAUCUCUGGGAGAGAGCUGGAGGCCUUGAGGCUGACCUGGGGUCAAAUCAGUGUUUCUGUACGGCCUCUCCCGCUGCAGGGGUUAGGGAACAGCUGUCUUAUCAUUUUUCUCUUAGAUAACCAGUGGCGGCCUUUUACUGCUGUCCCUCCACUCGCGUAACUCUUGACUUUUGAGCUGCAUCCCCGCAGCCCUUGUGGUAACCCCCUCCUUGCCAGGGGAGUAGCUGGUGUUCUCACCUGCCCAGCCUCCAGCAGUGCCAGGGCGUGUGGAAGGAGCGUGCUGGAGCGAUGAAUGAGAGCAUCUCUGCCUCCCACGAGCGGAAGAGAGCAUCACCUCGCCUCAUCUCUUCUCUUCCCCUGUUCCUUAGAUAUGUUUCCCCUACCACCUCCUGCCCUGACUCGGUUAAUAACUGUGCCAAUGCCUGUCUGAAGGACUGUAGGAAGGGAAGAGAGACUGUCCUUGUCCCUUUUUUUUUUUUUUUUUUUUGUGCCAAGCAACUCAGACAAGCUGUGACUGCGCACAGCGGGUCUGUGGUUGUACGUUGUUUUCAAGCACCCUUUUCCAAAGGGGCUUGUGAAGGAGAGAGGGCUACUAGACCUCAAAAGCACAGCAGGAGUGAACUGUACGACUCUCCCCUUCUUCCCCCCUCUCAGUGGAUUUUGCCAUGGUGUGGUGAGAGAAAAGGGCUGACGGGGGGGUGUCUGUGCUCCAGCUGCUGCUGUGCAGGUGAGAUGUUGUUGGUAUUGUCACUGCUGUGAGUGUGUCGCAGCCCUCGAAUCAUUCCUUGCUGCUUCGUCUUUCUACGUUUUUUUUUUUAUUAUUAUUUAUUGAUCUUAAUUAUCAGACUUAUUUAUUGUUCGAAUAUUGUAUUAUUUGUAUAAACUAUGCUGACUGUUUGCACCAAGGGGGCGGGGGACAGUUUAUUCGGGCCUCCCUGACUGUCCACGUCCCGUGUUGAUGUUCUUACACUCACUGUGUCUCUGUAUAUAAUAAAGUGUGAGCGUAGGCUGGA
Cygnus atratus (black swan) is the source of this 2159-nucleotide messenger RNA. RefSeq names its product pyridoxal phosphatase (gene PDXP). Gene Ontology annotation, molecular function: pyridoxal phosphatase activity. The record is from RefSeq and is a predicted model, not a curated record. NCBI's taxonomy places the organism in Eukaryota, Metazoa, Chordata, Aves, Anseriformes, Anatidae. The transcript is spliced from 2 exons. Gene Ontology annotation, cellular component: cytoplasm. Bases 31 to 936 code for a protein of 301 amino acids.